Molecule: messenger RNA, 16465 nt
Organism: Porites lobata
Lineage: Eukaryota; Metazoa; Cnidaria; Anthozoa; Scleractinia; Poritidae
Source: the annotation of a GenBank genome assembly
AUGAGUUCAAUGAUGUCUUCAGUGUGUUCCAAGUUCAAAAAGAUUAAGUACAAGGGAAAGAAAGGUGAGGAAAAAUGGAUUAAGAUAAUUAUUCUGGAAUCAAUGAAGCUAAGUGCCAAUUGUUGUUUUCAAAUGGAUCAUGUAUGAAAAAGUACAAUUUUGUAAUUCUUUCAGUCUGUUGAUCGAGAUCUAAAAGUUAUGCAAAAAAAAUAUAUGUUGUCAGAUGAACAAUAUGUGAAUUUUGAGGGCAGGAACAGGUAGAGAUAUUUCUGACUGCUAGAAGUUCGUUAUUAAAUAAUCGAGUAAAUAAUCCACCUAAGCGAAGAUUCAGGAAGAUUAGCUUUCCAAUAUAAUAAAAAACUAUCACAUUUACAACGAAGCCAUUUUAGGGAAUAAAUGACUAACCUUUUUGCAAACAUAAUGUCUAAGUUUUGAGCACGAUUUUUGAUCCUUUAUAUUUACGCUAUGAUUCCGUCUAGUCAAGACUCGUUUUCCCAUUUUUCGUUUACAGAGAGUAAAAAAGUGAAAUUCAAAAGGAGAGAUUCGAAGAACCUGGAAAAAGGUGCGAUAACUGUAGUUAUUGACCAAAACCAGAAUAGAAAACCAAAAGAAAGGCGAGGGAGGUUACGAUUCAAGGGCAGAAAAUACAAGAAAACGGAUGGCUUCUAUUUCAGUUACAACGAUGGAAGUGAGUCAUCGCUUCAAGAAACCAAUGGAUUCAUGAAAUCAUCGGCGGCAGAAUUAGCUUUGUCCCUUGAGAAGAUUAAGUUGGAUUUACAGAAAAAGAAUGUAAAGUUCAAGUUACAGGACGUUCGUCAGGCAAAAUACGACCGAGAGGUACAAGAAAUUUACUCGACAAGAAGCUCUACUGUCGUGCAGGCAGAUUUCAAGGAAGAGGGAGGCGUCAAUAAAAAGUUUGCAGAAGAAACAGAUGCAAACGAUCCUUGGUCAGAAGAGCGUAAAAGCAAGAACGAAGAGCGUAUAUACACGCAUGAGGAGCUAGAGAACAGCCCAGAUAAGGAGUGGUCUUUUGACGUAAGCGAGACUCAAUCGCUGGAGGCAGAAUCACAGUCAUCUGGGGACAUGAUAGAAGAAAACAAGAACACAGAUGUCGAGGGUUCUUUUGAAAGGCCAAAGAAGAAUGUAACACCUAAGCUUGAAGAAAAUUUCUCAUUCAGCCGAGAAGAAGAUAGUCUUUUUUUAUCAUCCAAAGAAUCUGAGUGUAUCUUGAACGAACAAGAGGUAGUUCGCGAUGAAGAGAGGGAGGAUGCUGCAAAAUCAACAGAAAGUUCCACGGGUACUGAAGAUAUCACCGGAGAGAAGGAAGAAACAGGCAUUGACACACUUAACGACGAAGAUGUGGGAGAACCUUUAAGGUCGGCAAACAAGGAAAGAUAUAAUCUGCAGCGAAACUGUUCUCCACGCAGAAAAACGCAAAGCGACCUUUCCAUGAAUCAAGGACUUAAGUCAGUAGAGGACCCGGCGCGGCAGCCAGGGGAACAGCUAAUGGAGAGGCAAAAAGAGCUGCAACAAGAUGAUGCUGUGAAUGGCGAAAAAUUGGUGGAACAAGAAGUCGGUGAAAAAACAGAAAGCGUCCUAACGAUAACUGAAAAAGAUACCUUUGAAAAGACUGGUCAAGCUGCUAUGUUAGAAUCCCUGCACAAUUUCAAAGUAGCGUUGGAAGAUUUCAAGGUAAAUCAGUCGCGCAGGAAAAUUUUUUGUGAUAAGUUUGAGAAGCCCACCAGCAGGCAAGCAGACGUGGAAGAGCCGUGCAAGGAAGGGAAGGUUCCGAUGCAAGAUCAUUUACAAGGAAAACAAGUACAAAAGAAAGCUCCACAGGGUCAUGAAGAGAGAGCUGCGCAUCUAAGCAAAAUGCAGGAUCAUAAUCACAACGAUGACUCUUCAAUUGGAGGUCAGUCGGUGCUUCAAGCAACCGGUGAGAAUGAAGUGCCCAGCCUUGACAAGUCCAAGAGCGAAGAUUCUAACCUUGAAGAGUCUGUUAAAUCCAGCCCUGAAUAUGGAGAAAGGCUAAAACAGAAAGAGGCAUCGUUAAUGAGCUCCAUGAUCAGACGGUUUUGUUGUUGUCUUCAAUAUUAGAUAGCGGGGUCAUGUUAUGUUUCUGCAACAAAAAUCCACUGGUAUAGAUAUUUCGCUGUUUAAUCUAGAAUACGCAUCCCUAAUCGAGACCGCAGAAUAUAAUGUAAUGCGUUACAGAGGCGAAAGUAAAAGUUUUCAGUUUCAGGGCUUUCAGAUUGUUUUGAUCAGCAGGUAUAUAAAGUUGCUAGCUUUCUUUCUCUUUUUUUUUUAAUACGAGGCACUGGCUUUUUUCUAAUAUUCUAUGCCAUUUAAAACGAUGUUGGUUGGCUGGUUGUAAAGACGAAGUAUAAAUCCCAACUGAAAGACGUCUUAGAAAGAAUAUUCAGUUUCGGCUUUCCUCCAGGGACGUUGAUGUUUCACCAAUUAUAGAUACUAUGAAAAACGAGUAUACAUUUUAAGUCUUAUGGAGCUGAAAAUUGUGUAAGUGUAGAAGUGUUUUGUAGUUUUCAUGAUUUUGCAUUGAACUCUCGAAGUCAAGAGUCAUUUUCGAAGUUUAGAUAACUCCCCAUAUGUAUUUUAGAAGUUUUCAAGUUUAAACGUCUACAUAACGGAUAUUUUGAAGCUUUAUCGUAGUUUGUUGCGAUAGACAUACUUGGGUGUACUUUCUAAACCUUUUUUUUAAUUUUGAGACCUCAAUGUAAGGUAACGGGCUUCCAAAAAGCCUUGUCUUUCUCAUGGUAAUGGGUUCAAACUUGUGUACUCGGAAGUUGGGUGUUUUAGUUAGUGCAGAGCUCGUAUUAAGCACGCAUCCGUUGUUGUCAAACAGACUAAACGGCUUAGCUGUUACUAGACCGUCUAGUUCGGAGAGUCAGCCUGAUUUUAAUCAAGGCAAGAACAUGUAGAUAGAGAUUUGGACCCUGUUUGCUCAGUACACAGAACUGUGCUCGAGCUUUUAAGUUUUAAUAUAAAAUUGGCGGAGACUUUGCUGUUAUUUUUUAGGAUGAAUCAGUGACGUAAUCUUUAUAAACGGUAAAAUAGGGAAUUUUUGCACUUUAAUAGCGCUUAAGAAUGGGACUGACUGUAACAUAUAGCUUAGCUAUAUUUCAGUUUUACAGAUUAAAGCUGAGUUGGACCAAUAUUCAGUAUGUUACUGUCUCCGUGUCUGAAAAUUGUUUCCUAUAGCGGACUCUUCCACAGAAUUUUUCAAGUUUUGAUAAAGACCAGUUAACGAAUAUUCAUAGUCACUGCUUGAAAUUAGAGACCGUCUUCAAAUUAGGAAAUUAUUAACACCAGUUUUGAAGGUGAUACGUUAAAAGCGUGAGAAGAUAUUGCUCCACAGUAAUGUUUGUAUGGCGGGGGCACGAACUUGUCCCUUCCAUACAAACGUUGUAAAAUUCGGUGACGUUGCGUUAGUUUUGAACAAAUCACAUUGAAACUUGGCAUCUUUACUAACGUUUAGACGUUCUUUUUAGCUGUAUUGACGGAUUUUCGCUAACUGAUGCCAGUCAAAUUUGAAAAAACCGUGGAAGGGUCUUUUGAUCACCGCCUUUCCAAUAGUAACGUCAAAAAGUACUGCUGUGUUGCUUUUUCGAAGAUUAUUACUAACUUUUGUAGCCUUUGAUGUGUGAAAGAAAUCCCUCCGGGGUGGGAUGGGGGGUGAGAUCAUCCUUUUACUGAACCUUAACCGAUACUGCAUCCCUCGGGUGGUGGAAGACCAUCUCGGCCGGAAAAACUAUGGCGCAUUUACUUAAGUAUCGACCAGUCUAGGCGGUUUACUACCUUAAACUGAAUAGCGACUAUAUGAUGCUAGAUUAUUCUUAAUGCGCGCUGGGCAGAAGCUCGAAAGACCUCUAUUGUGGAAACUGUGCAUCAAAGUCAAACUUAGGAUUAGCCUCUGAACUACAAAGUCCGUCAGUUGCUAACAAAUAUCACAGUGUAUUAACAAUGGACCAAAUGACCUCCUGGAAAAUUAAGGUGGGUUGGGGGGGGGGGGGGGUGAGCCGUGAUUCCCAAAACCUUUACCCUAUUCAAAUAAAGUAUACGAAUUUUCCUUUCCCAAAAUAUAUGCACACAAAAAUAAACUGAAUAAAAAGAAGAACUAAUCCCAGACCCUGGUUAUACAAAGCACAUAACAUGAAAUAAUCAGUCGGAAGAUGAAAAGAACAAUUCGAUGAAUAAUUUGUAAAAUGAUCUUCAUGCAUGAUUUUGCAACCACAGCCGGUCAACUUUAUAGCCUUGUUAGGGCUGUUUACUGAGCUAGUUUUCUUGUAACACAUACAUUAUCUGAUUUAGCUGAAGAAGAACUGUGGGCAGAUAAGGGAAGAGAAACGAAAUAGAAAGGAGAAGAUUACUGAAAAUAGAGGUUGCUUCCCUGUUCCAUUGACAGUUUAGAUAAGAGAACAAACUUAGUAGAACUGCCCUAAAAAGGCUAUAAGGUUUACCAGCUUUACACAAUAAAUUCUCUCUGACGCCUUUAAUUUGAUUUUGCAAUGCUAACGUACUUGUCAACGCCAACAUUUUUAUUAGAGCUCGGUUAAAAAUAAAUGAAAUAAAAGCCAUUUUGCAAUUUUUUCUUUUCAUCCUCCGACAGAUCCUUUUACGUCUUUAAUUAUGUCUUAUUCUCAUUAAUCUCUGAAAAUUUGCCCUCAAAGCAACCACCUGCGCCACUUUAUAUCUAACCUUCGUGCAAAUGUUUUUUUUAAAAUUUCCUUCCGGGUACAAUAAGGGUAGAACUGUCAUCUAUUAAUUAUAUUUUGUGUUCUAACCGUUUCUACUCUUUCAAAACUAGUCUAUCAAACACUUUGGCGUGAGCAUUCUAACCGUGAAAGCUUGUUAGUGGUUCUGUUCGCAUCAAUUUAUUUCAGAUGCAAAGAGUUUUUUUUGCAUUUUGGGAAUUUUCCGUGGAUUUUUUCCACUUAGUGAAGCAAAACAAUUAUAAUGUUGAGCAGCUUUCACAUCCAGAAUAUGCCCACCAUAACACGUUAGAUAACUCAAAUAAUUGAUAGAAUUAAUACCCACUUUUAACCGCCAAAACAAAUUAGUUACAGCAAAGGCGUGAUUCGUGCCUAUCGAUAUUUUUUUGACAAAAAGAGUUACCUAAGCUAAGUGCCAGCCUUCAGACCUGUCAAGUUAUCCAAAGUAGUUGAGCAACGACCUCAGUGCCGGCUCUCACCAGAGUCUUGCUAGUUUCGAUAGAACUACAAAAAUGGGGGAAAAGGAUAAAUUGAUAAUUUUUUAUUAGACGAAGUGCUAACUGGUGUUAUAAAAAGGGAUCAUACAAGACACGAAAAUGUUGUACGUAUAAAAUUAAAUUAAUUUCAGUCUCAUAAUUAAGAACUACAAAGUUGCGAAAAUACAAACAUCUUAGGCUUUUUAAAUAAUCGGGUGAAUUAUCCCUCACGUACGAAAGUGGAGGUCCCAGGAGACUAGCUUUCCAAAAUACUAACCAAUUAGUUAUUUACAACCAAGCUAUUCUCGUGGACAAUUACGUAAAGUGCAUCAACCAUGAUUUUAUUUAUGCUACAUGGUAACAACAAUAAUUUAUGGUACCAGGCAUAACAAAAAGUGAAUUUAAGUUCAAGUUCAAUUGUAAUCAAUUAAUUAAAUUAAUUAAUUUACUUAUUUAUUAGUCGGGCAGCUAGUGGCAGCUGCGACUUUCAAUCAAUCAAUUAAUUUUUCAUUUGUAUAUUAAGAAAACCGACUCACUGAAGUAACUAAAGAGUUGAAGGUGGAAGAGAUCCAAAACAUACACUAAAUAUGUCGCUUAAUUAAGCGGUCUUUCUUUAUCUCAUACCACUGAGGCCAAAAUAGUGAAGAAAGAAACUCUGCCUGACCAAAUCCAGCCUGCAAAUUCAAAUUUACGACCCAAGCUUAAAGAGCCUAAGAAAUCCAGUUCAUAUGACGAAGAGCUGGGAGGAUUGCUCGAAUGUCCUCCAAAGCCAGCAGCCAAAUGUUUAACAUGAAUAAAAACUCCGGACGUAAAUUCAGCCUUUAUAUUUAACUCUGAUAGUUAAGAUGCUGAUUUAGAGAAGGUCAUUAGAGGGUUUGUUCAGUGCCUCUCUACACAGUCCACCUGAAGCCUGCUUGUUAUGUUGACAGGUAGUCUUAAGCUUAGCCAAAUUAAAGACACGUGCCAAUAAGCUCAAGGUGAAUUUAAACCAAUUCCACGCGAAGUAAUGUAAAAAAUCAAUGAUGCCAGAGCAAGGUGAAGGUAGGAAAUUUUAAGUGUUGCUUUUGUGACAUCAUAACUUAGUUUAUGACCCUUUUUCUCAUGAACAAUACGCACUCAAAUCAACCUUCAUAUUUAACUGUGGAUUUCACAAUGCCAUCGGUAGUACAUCUUUGUACUGUCCACUGCAAGGGACUUUCAGGCACUUGAUUCUAGUCGUGUAGAUUUAAGUCUUAGGUUACUUUGUGGCUUACCAACCUAUCAGCUUAAUAAGCUGCAAAGGAUGCAAAAUGUUACAGCUAGGACAAUAAAGUUAUCCAUAGCUUAGCUCCUUUGGGUAUUCAUUCAUUCAGAAACGUUUUUAUUUCCAAGAAGCCGUCAAAUACACUUAAGCCCCCGAUUGUGAUAGGCUGUUACUUAACUUACUGUACCCAUUACAAGAGAUUUUUCCUUUUCAGUUAAGCUGUUCCUCAACUAUAAAACACAUUUCCUUUUUGAUAAGAGGUAGCCCCUCUUGUAACAAUAGACAGAAAGCAUUACUGAGGACAUUCUUAUUCUAGAAAGUUUACUAAUUUAAUUUUUAUGGCAGCAAACGUCUUUAUUAGGGAAGACACCCAUAAUAGGUAAAAAAUAUGUUUGCGCGCAUGUUCUGCGCGCAAGCACGAAUGUACUUAACGAGGACCUGAUACUCUCUCGCUACAAAAAGUUCCUAUGCACAUGCAUUUUCCCUUAUAUUAGUAAAUAUUUUGAGUGAGGCGAACGAUUAAGCCACGUAACAACGUUUCAACGUUCAGAUAUACCACAAUAAAAAAGCGCCUUGUUCCUUCGCAGUAGGGUUAGAAUAAAACUAUCGUCUAUUUUCACUUCUUUUAGUAAAAUUUGAUCCAAAGUUUUCAGAUAGUUUGCCUAUUUCUUACUCUUGAAAAGACUGAAACGUUCCGCCAUUUUGAAGUCACAACCAAAACAACUCAACCUCGUCCCCGGGUCUACUAGGUUAAGGGUUUUAAUAAUCUACAACUUUGCUGCACUUUUGACAUCAUCAGGUCAAUACGACAAAAUUCUUCCAUAUUUGGUAGACAAUAACUGGUUACGAUGAAUCAUGCGUGUGAUUUUAGCCAAUCAGAAACGGAGAAAUGUUUUGAAUGAAUAAUAUAAGAUUUAUAAGCUGUUCAAUAUCUUCCACGUUUUCAGAAAAGUUAUGUAGUCAAGUAAUAUUAUUGGCCAUCAAAUAGCAUGUCAUCUUUAGAUAUUUCCGUUGAGUGCUAGUAGUCAGUUCUUAAAUAGUCCACCGAGGUUCAGGAAGACUAUUAGGGAAUAGGUAACUCUCUGGCCGGAAACGUAACAUGUACAACUUGACAAUCAACAGGUACAGGAGCAAGAAGAGCUGCAGGAAGAUUACGCUGUAAACGAUGGCAGUUCGUUAGAAGAACAAGUAGUCAGUCAAAAAGCAGAAAGCAGUGAAACAAUUACCGAAGAAGAUGCGUCUGUUAGAGUAAAUAACCGAGAGAUAACUAAUUUUGAUGAGCUGGGAAAAUCCACCUGUAAGAACAAAGACAUGGAAGAGCCAAUCAUAUCAAAGUACAAGGAAGACGAAAUUGCAAAGCAGGGUGAUUCUCAAGAGAAAGAAGUCCAAAAGAGAGCUCCAGUGAGUCAUGAAGAGAAAGUUGUGCAUCCCAACAAAAUGUUGUAUCAUGGUCGACAUGAUAGGAAUGAUGACCCUAAAAACAAAGAACAGACAGUGCUGAAAGAAACUGGAGAAAGUGAAAGGUCCAAGCCUGAAGUUUCUAUAAUUGAAGAGCCUCUGAAAUACAGCCCUGACAGUAAAGCAGGUUUACUCGAGUACCCUGAAAGGCACCAAGGGGCAGCGCAGGAGAAUGGUCAAGGCAGACAAGACAAAGAGGAAACUCCAUUGUGUGCUAAAGAAAAAGUUGUGCAUCUCGAAAAAAUGCAGCAUCGCCAACGACAAGACCAGCACGACGACUGUUUGAACAAAAAUCGAUUAUUGCUGCAAGAAACUGAAGGAAAAGAAGAAAUUAACCGUGAAGGGUCUGAGUUUGAAGGGAGUAAGCUUGACAAGGGCCUGGAAUGCAGUUCUGACUACAAGGAAAAGUCCAUCGAGCACCCUGUGAGGCAACAAGGUAAGAAGCAAAUAGAGGAGCAGCAAGAUGACGCUGUGAACGCUAAAUAUUUGGUGGAACAAGCAGUUAUUGAGAAAACAAAAAGCAGCGAAACGAUAACUGAAUUAGGUGCCGCUGUUAGCGUAAAUAACCCAGGGAUAACUAGUUCCGAUGAGUUAGCAAAAUUUACCGGUAACCAGACAGACAAGAGGGAGUCAAUUCUUCCCAAAUACACACAAGGAGAUGAUUCUCAAAGGAAACAAAUGCAAGAAAAGGCUUCAGAGAGUCGUGAAGAGAAAGUUGUGUAUCCCAACAAAAUAAAGUAUCAUGCAAACGUCGAAAAGUCAGCGCUGAAAGAAGCUGGUGAAAAUAAACACCCCAAAUCUGAAGUGGCUAACAUCAAAGAGUCUCUGAAAUCCAGCCCUGAUUACGAAGGCGGUUACCAAGAAGAUUAUCAAGUCAAGCGAAUUCAAGAGACAACGGUCGUGGAUCAUAAGGAGCAAGUUGUGCAUCCCAACGAAAUACAGAAUCAUGACCGCCAAAAUGACAGUACCAACGAAAAUCCUUCAGCGCUGCAAGAAACUGGCGAGCAGGAAGAACGUAAGGGUGAUAGUUCUGAGCGUAAGGAACAUUUUACAUGCAGCCAUGACUUCGAAGAAAGUUCACUCGAACAGCCUGAAAGGGAACAGGUACGGGACCGAAAAAAGCUGCGGGAAGGUAACACUGUUAACGGCGAGAUUUUGCUGGAGCAAACAGUCAGUGACACAACAGAAAAUUUGGAAACAAUAAUGGAAGAAGAUACCUCUGUGAGCCUAAACAACCAAGGGAAAACUAUUUCCGAUACUGGUGAUCAUUCUAAAGAAGAAGUACGAGAGAAAGCUUUCGUGGGUCAUGAAGAGAAAGUUGUUGAAGAAAUACAGGAUAAAGAUCGACAAGAUCAGUGCGAUGUCCUUACAAAGAAAGAUCUGUCGCCGUUGCUAGACACUGAUGAAAAUAAAGAGCCCAAGCUCAAGGCGUCUAAGAUUGAAGCGCCUCUGAAAUCCAGCCCUGACCACGACGAAAGCUUGCUCGAGUGUACUGAAAGGCCACAAGAAGACGUUGCAACGGAAGAUCAUUACCAAGUCAAACAAGAAAAAGAGAAAGGUCCUUUGAGUCACGAACAGAAAAAUGGGCAUCUCGACGAAAUGGAGGAUCGUGAUCGACAUGAUCAGCAGGUUGACCCUACAAACAGAGAGCCGUCACUGUUGCAAGAAACUGGUCAAAAUGAAGAGCCCAAGCCUGAAGUGACUAAGAUUAAAGAGCCUCUCAAAUCCAGCCCUGACUAUGAAGAAAGCCCACUCGAGUAUACUGAGCGGCAACAAGAGGAAGUUGCAACGGAAGGUGAUUCCCAGGAAAAACAAGUGCAAGAGAAAGGUCCAUUGAGUCAUGAAGAGAAAAAUGGGAAUUUCGACAAAAUUCAGUAUCGUAGUCGACAUCAUCAAAAUGUUGACCCUAAAAACAAAGAUCCGUCACUGUUCGAAGAAACUGGUCAAAAUGAAGAGCCGAGGCCCGAAGCGUCUAAGAUUGAAGAGCCUCUCAAAUCUAACCCUGACCAUGAAGAAAGCUCACUCGAGUAUACUGAGGGGCAACAAGAGGACGUUUCAACUGAAGAUGAUUCCCAAGAAGAACAAAUUAAAGAGAAAGGUCCAUUGAGUCAUGAAGAGCAAAAUGGAAAUUUCGACGAAAUGCCGGAUGGUGAUCGAUAUGAUGAGAAGAAUGCCACUACAAUCAAAGAGCCGUCAGUUUUAGAAGAAACUGAUCAAAAUGAAGAUUCCAAGCUUCAAGUGUCUAAGUUUGAAGAGCCCGUGAAAUCCACCCCUGACCACGAAGAAUGUUCAUUCAGGUUUACUGAGGGGCAACAAGAGAAAGUUGCAACGGAAGGUGAUUGCGAAGAAACACAAGUCAAUGAGAAAGGUCCAUUAAGUCAUGAACAGACAAUUGUGUAUUUCUACGAAAAGCAGUAUCGUGAUCGACACAAUCAGCAGCAUGACCCUACAAACAAAGAGCCGUCAGUGUUGGACAGAACUGGUCAAAGUGAAAAGCCAAAGCCUGAAAUGUCUAAGAUUGAAGAGCCUCUCAAAUCCAGUCCUGACUAUAAAGAAAGCUCACUCGACUAUACUGAGCGGCAACAAGAGGAAGCUGCAACGGAAGGUGAUUCCCAACAAAAACAAGUCGAAGAGAAAGGUCCAUUGACUCAGGAAGAGAAAAAUGGGCAUCUCGACGAAAUGCAGUAUCGUGGUCGACAAGAUCAGCAAGUUGACCCUACAAACAAAGAACCGUCACUGUUGCAAGAAACUGGUCAAAAUGAAGAGCCAAGGCCUGAAGUGUCUAAGAUUGAAGAGCCUCUCAAAUCCAGCCCUGACCAUGAAGAAAGCUCACUAGAGUAUACUGAGGGGCAACAAGAGGACGUUUCAACCGAAGGUGAUUCCCAAGAAAAACAAGUUGAAGAGAAAGGUCCAUUGAGUCAUGAAGAGAAAAAUGGAAAUCUCGACGAGAUGCAGGAUCGUGAUCGACAUGAUCAGCAGGUUGACCCUACAAUUAAAGACCUGUCAGUGUUCGAAGAAACUGGUAAAGAUAAAGAGCCGAAGCCUGAAGUGCCUAAGAUUAAAGAGCUUCUCAAAUCCAGCCCUGACCGUGAAGAAAGCUUACUCGAGUAUACUGAGGGGCAACAAGAGGAAGUUGCAACGGAAGGUGAUUCCCAAGAAACACAAGUCAAUGAGAAAGGGCCAUUGAGUCAUGGAGAGAAAAAUGGGCAUCUCGACGAAAUGCAGGAUGGUGAUCGACAUGAUCAGAAGGAUGACACUACAAUCAAAGAGCCGUCAGUUUUGGAAGAAACUGAUCAAAAUGAAGAUCCCAAGCCUGAAGUGUCUAAGAUUGAAGAGCCCCUGAAAUCCAGCCCUGACCACGAAGAAAGUUCAUUCAGGUUUACUGAGGGGCAACAAGAGAAAGUUGCAACGGAAGGUGAUUCCCAAGAAAAACAAGUCAAUGAGAAAGGUCAAUUAGGUCAGGAACAGACAAUUGUGCAUUUCUAUGAAAAGCAGGAUCGUGAUCGACAUAAUCAGCAGGAUGACACUACAAACAAAGAGCCGUCAGUGUUGGACAAAAUUUGUCAAAGUGACGAGCCAAAGCCUGAAAUGUCUAAGACUGAAAAGCCUCUGAAAUCGAGCCCUGACCACGACCAAAGCUCACUUGAGUGUACUGCAAGGCAGCCAGAGGAAGUUGCAUCGGAAGGUCAUUACCAAGUCAAACAAGUAAUAGACAAAGGUCCAUUGACUCAUAAAAAGAAAAAUGGGCAUAUCGACGAAAUGCAGUAUCGUGAUCGACAUGAUUUAAAGGAUAACUCUACAAUCAAAGAGCCCUCAGUGUUGCACGAAACUGGGCAAAAUAAAGAGCCAAAGCCUAAAGAGCCUAUGAUUGAGGAGCCUCUGAAAUCAAGUCCUGACCAGGAAGAAAGCUCACUCGAGUAUAGUGAGGGGCAACAAGAAGAAGUUGCAACGAAAGGUGAUUCUCAAGCAAAACAAGUGAAAGAGAAAGAGCCAUUAAGUGAUGAACAAAAAAUUGUGCAUCUUGACGAAAUGCAGGAUCGUGAUCGACAUGAUCAGAAGGACGACCUUACGAAGAACGAGCCGUCAGUGUUGGACGAAACUGGGCAGAAUAAAGAGCCAAAGCCUGAAAUGUCUAUGAUUGAAGAGCCUCUGAAAUCCAGCCCUGACCGCGGAGAAAACUCACUGGAGUAUAGUGAGGGGCAACAAGAGGAAGUUUCUGCAACGGAAGGUGAUUCCCAAGAAAAACAAGUUGAAGAGAAAGGUCCACUGAGUCAUGAAGAGAAAAAUGGGAAUUUCGACGAAAUGCAGUAUCGUAGUCGACAUAAUCAAAAUGUUGACCCUACAAACAAAGAUCCGUCACUGUUCAAAGAAACUGGUCAAAAUGAAGAGCCGAAGCCCGAAGUGUCUAAGAUUGAAGAGCCUGUCAAAUCCAACCCUGACCAUGAAGAAAGCUCACUCGAGUAUACUGAGCCGCAACAAGAGGAAGUUGCAACGGAAGGUGAUUCCCAAGAAAAACGAGUUGAAGAGAAAGGUCCAUUGAGUCAUGAAGAGAAAAAUGGGAAUUUCGACGAAAUGCAGUAUCGUUAUCGACAUGAUCAGCAGGUUGAUCCUACAAUUAAGGAGCCAUCAGUGUUGGAAGAAACUGGUAAAAAUGAAGAGCCCAAGCCUGAAGUGUCUAAGAUCGAAGAGCCUCUCAAAUCCAGCCCUGACCAUGAAGAAAGCUCACUCGAUUAUACUGAGGGGCAACAAGAGGAAGUUACAACGGAAGGGGAUUCCCAAGAAAAACAAGUUAAAGAGAAAGGUCCAUUGAGUCAUGACAAGAAAAAUGGGGAAAGUAAAGAGCCAAAGCCUAAAGUGCCUAUGAUUGAAGAGCCUCUGAAAUCAAGUCCUGACCAGGAAGAAAGCUCACUCGAGUAUAGUGAGGGGAAACAAGAGGUAGUUGCAACGAAGGGUGAUUCUCAAGCAAAGCAAGUGAAAGAGAAAGAGCCAUUAAGUGAUGAACAGAAAAUUGUGCAUCUUGACGAAACGCAGGAUCGUGAUCGAUACGAUCAGAAGGAUGACCUUACGAACAACGAGCCGUCAGUGUUGGACGAAACUGAGCAAAAUAAAUGGCCAAAGCCUGAAGUGUCUAUGAUUGAAGGGCCUCUGAAAUCCAGCCCUGACCACGAAGAAAGCUCACUGGAGGAUAGUGAGGGGCAACAAGAGGAAGUUGAAACGGAAGGUUAUUCCCAAGAAAAACAAGCCAAAGAGAAAGGUCCAUUGAGUCACGAACAGACAAAUGGGCAUCUGGACGAGAUGCAGGAUCGUGAUCGACAUGAUCAGAAGGUUGUCCCUACAAACAAAGAGCCGCCAGUGUGGCAAGAAACUGGUCAAAAUGAACAGCCUAAGCCUGAAGUGUCUGAGGUUGAAGAGCCUCUGAAAUCCACCCCUAACUCACUUGAGCACCCUGAGAGGCCACAAGGAGUGGUUGCAAGUCAAGAUGAUUCUCGAGGCAAGCAAGAGCAAGAGAAGGCUCCAAUGACUCAUCAAGAGAAAUGUAUUAAUCACGAAAAAAUACAGGAUUAUGAUCGACAUGAUCAGCACGAUGACCCUAGAAACAAAAACUCAGAGCUGCAAGAAACUGGUGAAAAUGAAGAGCUUAAGCUUGAAGGGUCUAAUCUCGACGACUCUGUGAUAUCCAACUGUGACAACGAAGAAAUGUCACUUGAACAGACUGAGAGGCAACAAGUACAGGAGAAAACAGAGCUACGAGAAAAUGAGGCUAUGAAAGUUGAGAGUUUGGUGGAACAACCAGUCAGUGACCAAACAGAAAGCAUCCAAACAAUAAUUGAAGACGAUGCCGUUGUUACCGUAAAUAAUCAAGAGAUAAGUAAUUCUAAUGAGUUAAGGAUAUCUAACGGUAAGCAAACAGACAAGACAGAGCCAGUCCUUCCCAAGAACAAAAAAAACGUGGUUGCAACGCAAGAUGGUUCUCAACAGGUACAGGGGGAAGCCCUGGUGAGUCAUGGAGAGAAAGUUGUGCAUCUCAGAACCAUACAGGAUUAUGAUGGACAUGCUAUGCACGACGAUCCUUCGAACAAUGCUCAGUCAAAGUCAGUGCUGCCAGAAACUGGUGAAAGUAAACCGACGACGCUUGAAGAAUAUAACAUUGGAGAGCGACUGAAAUUAAACCCUGACUACAAAGAAAGUUCAAUCGAGUACCUUGAAAGGCGUCGAGAAGCUGCAACGCAAAAUGAUUUUGACGAAAAAAAAGUGGAAGAGAAAGUUCCACUAACUUAUGAAGAGAGAUCUCUUCAUCCUGGCGAAAUGCAGGAUCAUGAUCGACAUAUCAAGCUUGACAACUCUAAAAGUAAAGAUCAGUCAGUGUUGCAAGAAACUAGUGAAAAUGAAAAGCCCAAGCUUCAUGCCUCGAAGAUUGAAGAGCCUCUGAAAUCCUUUUCUAACAACGAAGACAGAACACUCGAAUGCCUUGAGAGGCAACAAAAGGAAGUCGCAACACGAGAUGAUUCUCCAGUUAAACAAGUACAAGAAAAAGCUCUCGUGGGUCAUAAAGACCAAGUUAUGCAUCCGGACAAAAUGCAGGAGCUCGAUCGACAAGACCAGCAAAAUGACUCUACAAGCAAAAACCAGUCCGUGUUGCAGGCAAAGGAAGAACACAAGCGUGAAGGGUUGGAGCGUAAGGAACCUCUUGAAUCCAGCUAUAACUUCGAAGAAAAGUUACUCGAAAAUCUUGAAAGGGACCAGGUGAAGAACAAAAAAAAGAUGCAAGAAGAUAACGCUGUUAACGAUGGGAGUAUUGUGGAACAAGCAGACAGUGACAAAACAGAAUGCUUGGAAACAAUAAAUGAAAAACAUGCCUUCGUUAGCCUAAAUAACCUAGUGAAUGCCAUUUCCGAUGAUGAUAACUUUCAAGAGCAGCAAGAACGAGAUAUAUCUUUCGUGGGUCAUGAAGAGAAAUUUCUUGAAGAACUGCCGAAUAGAGAUCUGAUUCAACAACACCAGUAUGGUCACCUUACAAACAAAGAUGUGACUGUGCUGCAGGGAACUAGUGAAAGUCAAGAGCCAAAGCUAAAAGCGACUAAAAUUGAAGCGCCUCUGAAAUCCACCCCUGACUGCGGAGAAUGCUCACUCGAGUAUUCUGAGAAGCAACAAGAGGAAUUUGAUUCCCAAGACAAACAAGUAAAAGAGAAAGGUCCGUCAAUGCAUGAACAGAAAAUAGUGCAUCUCGACGAAAUGCAGGAUCUUGGUCAACAUGACCAGCAGGAUGGCCCUACAAAGGAAGAGCCGUCAGUGCUGCAAGAAAUUGGUGAAAAUGAAGAGCCCAAGCUUGAAGAUGCUGAGCCUGAAGAGCUUAAGAUUGAAGAAACUCUGAGGUCUAGCUCUGACUACGAAGAAAGGUCACUCGAAAACCGUGACAGCAACCAAGUGCAGCAGCAAAAAGAGCUACAGAAAGAUGACGUUUUCGGUGAAAAUGUGGUGGAACAGGAAGUCAUUGACAAAACAGAAAGCAUCGAAACGAUGAUUGAAGAUAUUUCUUUUAGCGCAAGCAGCCGGGUGACAGGUGAUUCCGAUGAGUUUGGUAAUCCUAGCAGCAAGCAAACAAACAUGACAGACCCAAUCCUUUCCAAGUGCAAGGAAAAUAAAGUUCCACUGCAAGGUGACUGUCGAGACAGACCAGUGCAAAAAGAAGCUCCAGUGCGUCACCAGGCAAAUGUUGUGUAUCCCGAAAAAGUUGAAGUUCAUGAUGGAUGUUAUCUCCAGGAUGACCCUGCAAAUAAUAAGCAGCCAGUGGUGCAAAUAACUAAUAAAAAUGAAAAGCUCAAGCUCAAAGAGCCUAUUAAACCCAGCUUUGACAACGAAGAAUGGUCGGAACAGAGAGAGGCACCGGUAAACAAGAAAAGGAAGUCAGCGAUAAGUUUGUUGUGGUGCUGGUGUUGUGGAUAGCAGUUUCAUUUUUCAUGCAAACAUUCAGGUGUAGAUGUUUCACUUGUCAAUAUGGAAAACCAAUCACAGAUCUCGGAGACCAUAAAAUAUAGAGGGAUAUUUAAAGACAUGAAGGAAAACAAGUACAAGCAUCACAUCCACGCAAAUCUGUACAGCAACUGCCUUGCUGAAAUCUAGGACAGGCUUUUUUUUCUGAUAAUCGUAGUUAAGCUAGAACUGAACGAAGAUGGACUGAGUAGUAUUUGCGUCAUCUUAACAAGUAAAACCAGUUUCAGAGAAAAGUGCUUAUGGAAACUUAAAGAACCAGACUUAAAUGAAUCUGAGAUUUUCUCGGGACAGAAAUUUCCAAUUGACAGUUUUUUUUAAAAUAUUACUAGCCCAUUACAUCAAAAUUAAGAUCAACAAGGGGUGCUUUUGGUGUAUGAGACAAGUGAAAACUCCUUUCUGUUCUUUGUGACAAUUUCUUCUAUUCAGUUUGAGGCGUAGAGGCAAAGGGGGAGGGUGCUUUAUUUCGUUUUUAUCAGCUCGUGAAGAAAAUAAUUAUUCUAAAACUCGAAGCGCUUUUAAAAGAGAGAGAUGCUUUAUUCGGAUUUGUCCCGCAGGUGAGAAAUUGA